CAAAAAAAAAUUGCAAAAAUUUCAAUCACAAUCAUUAUCAGAAGAAAGGAGUAUAGAAGUUGUCGUGUAUGUUGAUGCUCCUCAUUCAUCUUUGUCAUAACUCACCAAACUCCUUACCCUACCCCCCACCCCUUCUUCUUGUCUCCUUGAAAUAGGGAAAAGCAACUGAUCAAUCUCUCAUUUGUUGCCAUGAUGACACUAUAAACAGUAGCAGAGUCAAAGAGAAAAAAGGGUGUGUAGAUAACAAAUUGUGGCUAUUGAAGAUAAAGUGUGUCACAGUUUUUUUGAGAAAACUGACUGUGUAUAGAAUCUUGAUUAUCAAAUGGCUGAGGUGAUUGGACCUAGAUUGUACAGUUGCUGCAAUUGUAAGAAUGAAGUUGCACUUCAUGAUGACAUUAUUUCUAAGGCUUUUCAGGGAAGAAAUGGUCGAGCAUUUUUGUUCUCUCACGCAAUGAACAUUGUCGUGGGACCAAAAGAGGAUAGGCAUCUCAUGACUGGUCUCCAUACAGUUGCUGAUGUCCAUUGCUGCGACUGUCGUGAGGUGCUUGGGUGGAAAUAUGAACGAGCAUAUGAAGAGGCACAGAAGUACAAGGAAGGAAAGUUCGUACUUGAGAAGUCAAAGAUCGUCAAGGAAAACUGGUAAUAGUCCACCCUGAAUUCUAUGAAAGUGUGUCGAUGCUCCUAUGUACGUGUUAUGCUGUUAGAUCAAAUUCUCAUCAAUUCAAAAUGUUGAUUCAUUGUUCAUUGCUGUAUAAAUUUCUUAUGUUUGUUGUUCGAUUGGAUUGGAUAUGUUGAACAAUCUUGUGAAUAAUCUAUCUCCAAAAUUAUAAUUUGUAAAUACCACAACGACAACAAUAAACAUACCUUAGCCCUACCUUUGUUGGGCAGAGAGGUUGUUCCCGAUA
Molecule: messenger RNA, 905 nt
Organism: Solanum lycopersicum (tomato)
Lineage: Eukaryota; Viridiplantae; Streptophyta; Magnoliopsida; Solanales; Solanaceae
Product: protein yippee-like At4g27745
Source: RefSeq, a predicted model, not a curated record